Punica granatum (pomegranate) is the source of this 1919-nucleotide messenger RNA. The record is from RefSeq and is a predicted model, not a curated record. NCBI's taxonomy places the organism in Eukaryota, Viridiplantae, Streptophyta, Magnoliopsida, Myrtales, Lythraceae.
AACAUCUUCUUCGUCUUGUUCUGCUGCAGCCCCUGCCUUCACGAACACAACAUCUCCACCACCAUGGCCAUCUUAAUCAUUUAAAACUCUUAAUUUAAUCAAACUUCCUUUGAUUACAAAACCAUCUUCCUUAAAUAUUUCGCAGUGUCCUGUCCUCUUUGAGUAAGCCUGAAUCCAUAAUUAUAUAACAACCUCUCAUCUCCUCACACAGCUCUCUCGUCUUCUCACGUAAGCUUACCCUCUGUAACCUCUCUGUCUCUGUUUCAUCCAUGAUAUCGGUUUAAUAAUCUAUAGAGAAAGCAGUGGAAGACAGAGUGCUCUGUUUCUGCCCAGGCAAUGGAAGGACAGAAGGAGAGCAGCUCCUCUCCAGUUGGGGUGCUCGAGGACUUCCUGAGGAGCUCUGACUCGGACUCGAACUCGGUCACAUCGGACCCCGAUACCCGACAAGAUCCAAAGCCCGCUUCCCGGUGGCACGGAAUGGUCAAAUCACUAUGGAUUAAAUCGAAGAAACAGCCGCCUGCGUCGUAUCCCUUGGGUUCCAUCAAAGCUCCUCCUCCCCUCAAGAGAUGCAGCAGCAUGCGAGAGAUCAUCUCGAUUGGUCCAUGUUUUCUGAUGAAGUCCGGAUCUAAUAAUUCGAGCUCCCCAUGGAAAUAUUUCACGCUCAACGAGCUCCAAAUCGCGACCAACAACUUUAGUGCAGAAAAUCUUAUCGGCAAAGGGGGCUAUGCCGAGGUUUAUAAGGGCCGUUUACGGGACGGGCAGCUUGUGGCAAUCAAACGGCAGACAAAAGGGACACCUGACGAGAUAAUUGGGGAUUUUCUCUCUGAGCUCGGGAUCAUGGCCCAUGUUAAGCACCGGAACACUGCAAAGUUGGUUGGCUAUGGGGUCGAAGGAGGGAUGCACCUUGUUCUCGAGCUAUCUCACUGUGGCAGUUUAGCCUCUGUUCUUUAUGGAUCGAAGGAUAUCUUAGAUUGGAGCAUUAGGUAUAAAAUUGCAUUAGGGACAGCUGAAGGAUUAUUAUACCUUCACGAAGGUUGUCAGAGGAGAAUCAUCCACAGAGAUAUCAAAGCUGCGAAUAUUUUACUAACAAAAGACUUUGAGCCUCAGAUAUGCGAUUUCGGGCUUGCAAAAUGGUUGCCAGAGAAAUGGACACACCACACCGUGUCUAAGUUCGAAGGCACAUUCGGGUAUCUAGCUCCCGAGUACUUAAUGCACGGAAUAGUGGACGAGAAAACGGAUGCUUUUGCUUUUGGUGUGCUGCUGUUGGAGCUAGUCACGGGCCGUCGUGCUUUGGAUUAUUCGCAACAAAGCCUAGUGUUGUGGGCAAAACCUCUGCUUCGGAAGAACGAAAUUAGAGAACUAGUGGAUCCAUCACUGGGACAGAACUACAAUGGAAGGCAGCUGAAUCUCAUGCUCUUGGCCGCUUCCCUCUGUGUACAACAAUCGUCCAUUCGCAGGCCCAGCAUGAGUCAGGUGGUGAAAAUUCUGAAUGGUGACCUCAGCUGCUUGAAGUGCAUGAGGAAAAUCCGAACCCCUUUCUUCCGCAAGGCAUUUGUCGAGGAGUGCUACAACUCGAUCGGAGGCUGAAUAGGUCAUUCCAUGUAAAUAUGUUUUUGCAUCGGGUCUAAGUGUAAAAACAUGUUCGAGGAGAAGUUUUGAGCCAUUCAGGCUUUGUACAUAUGAGGGAGUUUUGUUUCAGAAAACAGAUAGCAAAGGCACACCGUAGAAAAGGGAGUUUAUGUCAUUUUUCUCUUUUUCUUUUUAAACUUUUGUAUAUGGAAGUGAAAGUACUCAAAGUAGACGACAAAGGGGAGUAUUUGUGUCAUAUAAGAGGAGAAAAAGUAUAGCCCCGAAGGAUCAGGAUCAAGCCGACCUCUCAAACAGAAUUAGUGUCAGGUCCGUUAAUUUGACCGUUAAAA